AUGAGUAUCUUGUUUUUGAAUCAACUCAAGAACUUUGCCGGUAGAAACAUAUUUACUGCUACAAACAGAAUCACCAAAAGAAUGACUUCCACAAAUCAAUCGUUCGAUAUCAACAAUUUCUACGCCGAUGCUAAUGCCCCAGUGGUGAAUUUAUCAGCUAAGGACUUUUUCCAUCAAUUGACUGAUGCAGAACAAAAAUAUGCUCAUUAUAUCUCUAAAGCUGGUCAUUACGGCUCUAGAAUUGUUGCAAGACAAGUUUCACAUGAAUCUGAAGCUAUUGUUGACUUGAUUGUUCAAAUCCAAAAGAACUUGAACUCCGACUACUCCAAGCUUUCUGUUAGUGAAACUUCUAAGAAAGGAUAUUUGGAAUACGCAUCCCAAAUCUUAAGUAACUUAGGUAAUUACAAGUCAUUUGGUGAUAAGAAGUUUAUCCCAAGAGUGCCUGCUGAAGAUUUUGAGCAAAUUGUUAAAGAGUCAAGUAUUGACUUAGGUUUGUUCAAUAAAAUCAAAGAUUCAAUCUAUUCAAUCAACGAGAAAUCCGCUUUAUUAGGUUAUCCAGCUGAAGGUCACGUCUCAGGUUACUACAUUGGUGAUGUUUCAAAAGAUGAUGUUGUUUUAAUCAAAAAAGUUUUAAGUGAAAAUCAAGUCUUAUUUGAGAACUUGAGAAUCAAAAAGAAUAACGACACAGAGUUCACCAUUUUGGUUGCCUCAAAGUUGACAGAAAAUAAGACAUCUUAUCCUAAUGAGAUUUCAGCAGAUGGUAUUAAAAUAAAUUUACAAUUUGGUGAUUACUCCAAAGAAUUUGCUAAGAUCAAUGAGAACUUAGAAAAGGCUAAAGAAGUUGCAGCUAAUGAGACACAAGUCAAGAUGCUUGAUGCUUAUAUUGAAUCAUUUGAAACUGGUUCAAUCAAUGCUCAUAAGGAAUCUCAAAAAUACUGGGUGAAAGAUAUUUCACCAGUUAUUGAAACAAACAUUGGUUUCAUUGAAACUUACAGAGAACCAGGUGGUGUUGCUGGUGAAUGGGAAACUUUAGUCUCUAUUCAAAAUAAAGAACAAACUAAGAAGUUUCAAAAAUUAGUCGACAGUGCUCCACAGUACAUCAAAUUAUUACCAUGGGGUGAAGAAUAUGAAAAAGAUGUUUUCCAAGCUCCAGAUUUCACUUCAUUGGAAGUUUUAACGUUCGCGGGUUCAGGUAUUCCAGCUGGUAUCAAUAUUCCAAAUUAUGAUGAUAUUAGACAAAACAUUGGGUUCAAAAACGUUAAUUUAGGUAACAUUGUGAGAGCUAGAUCUGGUAAACAACCAAUUACUUUCUUAAGUCCAGAAGACUCCGAACUUUACAAUAAAUAUGCCGAUCAAUCAUUUGAAGUUCAAGUUGGUAUUCAUGAAUUAUUAGGUCAUGGUUCAGGUAAAUUACUCUCUGAAAAUCAAGAUGGCACCUUCAAUUAUGAUCAUGAAAACCCACCAUUAGGUGUUGAUGGUAAACCGGUUACUACUUAUUACAAAAAAGGUGAAACAUGGGGGUCAAAGUUCGGUUCAUUAGCUGGUGCAUAUGAAGAAUGUAGAGCUGAAGUUAUUGCAUUAUAUUUGAUUACAGACCCUGAAAUUUUAACAACUUUUGGAUUCAAAACCAAAGAGGAACAACGCGCUAUUAUCUAUGUUGGAUUCUUACAAAUGGCUAGAGCUGGGUUCACUGCUUUGGAACAAUAUGAUCCAGCUUCUAAAAAAUGGGGUCAAGCUCAUUCUCAAGCUAGAUAUGCAAUUUUGAAGACCUUAUUACAAGCUAACUUGGUUGAACUAGUUUACACUAAACCGGAAAAUAGUGACUUGUAUAUCAAAGUUGACGAAUCAAAGAUUGAAACUGUUGGCCAUCAAGCCGUUAAAGAUUAUUUAACACAUUUACACAUUUACAAAGCUUCAGGUGAUUAUGAAAAUGGUUCUAAAUACUUUAUCGACAGAUCAAGUGUUCAUGAAGAAGAGCUUGGAAAAUUCAGAAAAAUUGUCAUGGAUUCGAGAUUACCAAGAAAACAAUUUAUCCAAGCAAACACUGAAAUUGUUGAUGGUAAAGUUGUUUUGAAAGAAUAUGAAGAAUCAGAAGUUGGUUUAAUCCAAAGUUUUGUCGAAAGAGAUUACUAA
Molecule: messenger RNA, 2133 nt
Organism: Hansenula ciferrii
Lineage: Eukaryota; Fungi; Ascomycota; Saccharomycetes; Phaffomycetales; Wickerhamomycetaceae
Product: dipeptidyl-peptidase III
Exons: 1
Coding region: 1-2133 (710 amino acids)
Biological process (GO): proteolysis
Cellular component (GO): cytoplasm
Molecular function (GO): metalloexopeptidase activity; dipeptidyl-peptidase activity
Source: RefSeq, a predicted model, not a curated record